This is a messenger RNA of Pisolithus orientalis, 5137 nucleotides long. RefSeq lists its product as uncharacterized. Gene Ontology annotation, biological process: late endosome to vacuole transport; autophagy of peroxisome; protein targeting to vacuole. Bases 143 to 5068 code for a protein of 1641 amino acids. The transcript is spliced from 16 exons. The record is from RefSeq and is a predicted model, not a curated record. Gene Ontology annotation, molecular function: ATP binding; protein binding; protein serine/threonine kinase activity. NCBI's taxonomy places the organism in Eukaryota, Fungi, Basidiomycota, Agaricomycetes, Boletales, Pisolithaceae. Gene Ontology annotation, cellular component: late endosome; phosphatidylinositol 3-kinase complex, class III, type I; phosphatidylinositol 3-kinase complex, class III, type II.
ACCACUGUGCAUCUUCAGUCGUCAUACUGUAUCAGACUAUUGCCAAGAAUCUCAGUUUUCACCAUUUGCAACGUGCCUGAGCGCCGCGUAGUGUCCUUUGUGGCGACAGGACCCAACCCGUUGCCACGGCCAACACAAACUCAUGGGCAACGUACAGUCCGGCUCGACACUCACGCGCACUGGUGGUGCGCUUGACUCGUUCGUGUCAGAGCUGGGAGGAGAUAUCGUAUAUGAGAAGAGCAUAGGUCAUUGUCGCUUCCUCAAGACGGUCAAAUGCCGACACCGAAACGGAUAUCUUGUCAUCAAGAUAUUCAUCAAACAUGAUCCUGGAAUAAGCCUUCGCACUUACGUUCGAAAGCAGAAAGUCGACAGGGAGGCUCUGCUGGACAUCCCAAACGUAUACAGCUAUCAGGCUUUCGUCGAAACCGAAAAAGCUGGCUAUCUUAUUCGACAGUGGAUUACUAGCAACCUAUACGACCGUAUAAGCACACGUCCGUUCCUGUCCAUAGUCGAGAAGAAAUGGAUCGUGUUCCAGUUACUGAGUGCUCUCUCACUCUCGCAUCUCCAGAAGACGCCGCACGGGGACAUCAAGUCCACCAAUGUCCUUGUCACAUCGUCGAACUGGCGAUUCUAUAAGACGAAUGCGAAUGUGGAGGCGGAUAAGGAAGCCGUCACAGAGGCCAUGGAUAUAUUCAGCGCGGGAUGUGUCAUAGCAGAAAUGUUCCUCGAAGGCGCACCUUUGUUUAAUCUGAGCCAACUAUUCAAGUACCGCGAAGGAGAGUAUAACGUGGAUGGGCAACUUGCCGCAAUAGAAGACGAGGGCAUUCGAUCUAUGAUCAAGCAGAUGAUCUCUCUUGAUCCUGCAACACGACAAACCUUCGAGUCAAUAUUGACUAGUUCGCGAGGUAACAUCUUACCUGAGUGCUUUUAUUCGUUCUUGCACGAUUACAUCUCAUCGAUCGGGGAACGACCACUUGUACUUCCUCACUCUUCUUCUCCUCCUCCACCCCACAGCUUCGCUGGAAACCCAGCCCAAAUACUCCCUACAACCAAUGCUAUGAAACCUGGAAAGGAGCCAGUGGCCGGUGCUAUUAGUGUUGCCGAAGCCUUACCGAGUGACAGCGACUAUAGAAUCGCACGAAUAUGGGAAGACUAUGCAAACAUCGAACCCUUCCUUGCCGAGAGCGACGCCGAGCGGACUGUCAUGGACGUUCGAGUAGAUUUUCAAGCGACAACUCCUGCGACAUCUAAUACCCAUCAGGAAAUAUUCCCCGUUACUUUAUAUAUACCCUCCCACAGUCCCGCUUCCAGUCGAACUCCGGCGGAAGACGGGCCGGCAUUGAUCCUUUUGUCAUUGCUGCUGGCAAAUAUUCGGAACUGUUCCUUACCUUCUUCGCGUCUGCGUGCCCUUGACGUGCUUUUAGCGCUCUCGUCGCACCUGACAGAUGAAUCCAAGCUGGAUCGGGCUGUCCCGUACAUUGUCGAGCUGCUACGGGAUGAAGGAGCUAUUGUGAGAGCCGCCGCAAUGCGGACGCUCAUGCAGAUAUUAAUGAAGGUAUCUGUCAUCACACCCUCAAACGCCUCCAUUUUCCCGGAAUACAUCAUUCCAAAUAUUCGCUACCUUGUGCAAGAUCCAGAAGUAUUCGUCCGCGCUACAUAUGCCCAGUGCAUAUCUCCCCUUGCGGAGACUGCGUUACGAUACCUGGAAAUGGGUCAGGCGCUCAAAGCUCAUGGCGUCACACCGGGUUUUGAUAAUGAGCGUCGGGAAUACGAUGAAAUGCACUUCGAGGUAUUUCUCUCUAUCAAAUUCGUCGGGGCGCGACAUCUGAUCAGACCCAUCAGGUAUCCUACGACACGUCGCUAUACGACCUUACAUCUCGCUAUCCAAGAACACUUAUCCGCUCUACUCAUGGACCCCUCUCCCGUCGUCAAGCGUGCAGUAUUGCAUAAUAUAAGCUCGCUUUGUAUCUUUCUCGGGCGGCAGAAGACAAACGACGUUGUGCUCAGCCACAUGAUCACAUACUUGAACGACCGAGACUGGUCCCUCAGACACGCCUUUUUCGAGAGUAUCGUAGAUGUCGCUGCGUGUGCCGGUGGGAAGAGUUUGGAAGAAUACAUCCUGCCAUUGAUGGUGCAAGCUUUGUCUGGUAGGUCUGCUUUUUCUUUGCGAAAUGGAAGGUUGCGUUUAUCUCCGUCGAAGAUGUUGAGGAAAGCGUUCGUUGCUCGCGUGUUGUCCGCUCUCACAAGCCUGUGCGAGCUUGGGUUGUUUCAGAAAAUGCGGAUAUGGGAACUAUUGAGUGCAACGCUUUCGUUCUUUUAUCAUCCCAACGUUUGGGUGCGCCAAGGCGCGGCUGCAUUCGUAGCGUCGGCUGCGAAGCACCUUCAACCAAGUGACGUUUGGUGCAUAUUGUAUCCAUCGCUUCGUCACCUGCUCCGGUCAGACGUUCGCGAUAUCGAUGAACAGAGUCUCUUAGCGACGAUGAAACCUCCUCUUCCACGCGCUGUUUUCGAUGGUGCCGUGCAGUGGGCUAUGACUGUGGAGCGAACCACAUUUUGGAGGGGUAACAGAAAACCUGCUGCUGCGAAAGUGGAGUCUGCGAAGGACAGCAUCAUGUCUAUGCGGAAAGGGGGUAGCACAAUCAUCGCGCCACGGAAAUGGACGGAAGAGGACGAGACACAGUUGCAGAAACUCCGGAAUUUGGGGAUGACGCCAGCCGACGAGGCGAAACUACAGGCCAUGCGAGACUGUAUUUUGAAAGUGGCCACCAAUGCUUCGAGUUUUGCGUCUCGACCGCGGACAGAGCCUGAACACGAGAAGAUCAUGCACUCGACAAGCAUUGUUGAAUUCCAAAAGUUGUCGGUUGUGCCAAAGACAAUUUUCCUGAAAUCACGUACGACAGGUUCAGAGAAUGUACGUUCACAAUUCACAUCUCGUCGGUCGACGGAUCUGCUCGCUCGGCUGUCUACGCCACGCACAAGUCUAGGUGGCGGGAACGACUCUGGUCCGGCCGCGUACGAAGAGCUACGUAGGAAGUUGGCUGGCAUCAACCAAUCUGCAGUUUCCCUCAAUCUAAACGUCGUUUCCCCUUCUACCACCACCCCUUCAGCGAAUCCUCAACCUACUUCUCUCGCCCCACCUAACCCCUCAGCUGGCCACGACCGACCUAGUAGUCCGACUGACUCUGUCGUCUCGACUACGAACUCGUUGACGUUGCGCUCACCGGUACGUUUACAAAUAGGAAGUACGGACGGGCAGAAAGCCGCCCCCGCCGUUGGAUCGUCAAAUACAAAUGCCAUUGGCGUUUUUGAAGCGCCUCGCAUGCGUUCCGACGUUUCUCCCGAAGUAUCCGGGAGGACAACCCCUGUCUCUGCGGCCGGGAUUACGAGGCAAGGCCAUAGGCGACGAGUCUCAUCAUUAAAUCCCAUAUCUACAUAUGAGGGACGCGAACCUGGCAUCAACAACCUGCUCGAGGACCUCUACUCGGACAAUAACCGCGAACUCCAGAACGAUUUCGGUCCAAAGGUCCACGAGGGUCCUGUCCGUCGUCGCGGUGCUACUCGGCAGAGCUUUAUUUCGCGCGACAGCAGUGGUCGACGAAUCGAGGCUGCCUUGAUCGCGCAUCUGCAGUCUCAUUCUGACUGUGUGACGGGUUUGGCAGUCUCUCCCGAUCAUGCGUUCUUCGUCUCGUGCUCGGAUGAUACGACAGUGAAGAUUUGGGACACGGCCAGGCUCGAACGGAACGUGACAAGUAAACCGCGACAUACGUACACACAGCAUCAUGCCAAAGUUAAGAGUGUGUGCAUGCUGGAAGGCGUACACUGCUUCGCCAGCGCUGCAGAAGACGGGAGCCUACAUGUUGUACGGGUGCACGUUAACCAAUCAGGGUCGCUCCCCAAGUAUGGCAAGGUCCAAGCUAUUCGCGAACAUCGCAUGAACAUUACCGGCGAAUACAUUACCUGCAUGCAGCAUUACAACACAGAGUCGGCAUCUAGUCUUGUGUACGCUACCACGCAUUCAACUAUUACCACAUUGGACUUGCGGACGAUGCAGGUUCUGCAGCAGCUCGAGAAUCCACGACAUUUUGGCUCUAUCACGUGCAUGUGUCUGGAUCGGAAGCGAACAUGGCUUCUUGUGGGCACGUUCUCGGGAGUACUUUCAUUGUGGGACAAGCGCUUCGGGUUACUUCUCAAGAGUUGGCGGGUUGGUAAAUCUGUUCCUGGAAGAAUGUCUAGAGUGCAUCAGUGUGUUGUGCAUCCCACGAGGGGAAAUGGGCGCUGGGUCAUGGUUGCGGUAGAAUCAUGGAAAGGACCCUCAGAACCUGGCCCGGCAACCCUAAUCGAAGUCUGGGACAUCGAGAAGACAACGCUUGUGGAAAGCUAUGUCACUCGGACGACGACAUCUGUAUCAGAGCCAUUCCCGGAGCCUGAGCCCGAGGCAGGUGUUGAAGCCGAGCCCACCGCAGCCGCUGCUAUAGCUGCACUAGUCAAUUCAAGGUAUCCUGGAGGGACAGCGUACGUGAACAUGCCCAAUCGGAGUCGAGGGUCGUCGCAAAGCGGGCAACGCGAAGACUCGCUUCCAGCGCCAUCACCUGACAUCCGCACGAUGGCUGUCGGACUGGACUUUGGAGGCCAUUCGGGGGUCCAUAGGUCAGAUAUCAUUGACCUGUCCGCCGAUGUUCCGGUUUCGAACCGCAGUAGGGGAUUCAUGGUAAGCGGUUCGGAGGACCGCCGAAUUCGUCUAUGGGAUUUGAGCAAGUUGGAGCGUACGACCGUGCUUGUUAGCCCCGAAGGCGAGCAAGAAAAGCCGACUUAUAGUACCGUUCGGUCGUCGGACGAGACGGUGACAGCCAAUGUCGAGACAUGGGUGCACUCUCCGACUUCAUCGAGUCAGAAUAACCGGGCAGCUCAGCGCAUGUCGACGAUCGCACACAACCAGCAGAACCUCUUGAGAGCCCACCAUGACAUUAUUACUGCGUUGGCUUGUAUAGAUUCGCCAUUUAGAGGGGGUAUUGUGAGCGGUGACAGAACCGGUGUCAUCAAAGUAUGGAGAGUGGGUCCUAGUGACUAGAGCGCGGGUCUACAGAGAUUUAUCCAUGUCAUUUACGUUUAGUAUACGGUGAUUAUAUGUUGUUGAGGU